Molecule: messenger RNA, 417 nt
Organism: Penicillium arizonense
Lineage: Eukaryota; Fungi; Ascomycota; Eurotiomycetes; Eurotiales; Aspergillaceae
Exons: 2
Coding region: 1-417 (138 amino acids)
Source: RefSeq, a predicted model, not a curated record
AUGGACAAACCACAUACUCAAGAAACCAUCCUUCAUUCGUUGGGAGGUCGCACGGUGGUCCGAGUCGACAAUGGUCUUGUCGUAAAGUCUGGUCACAUUCGCCCCCACGAAGCAGAAACACUUCGGUUUAUUGCAAACAACACGACGAUCCCCGUGCGUGGAGUUCAUGAUAUCCGCAGGGGGAUGACAGAAGAUGACCAAGUCGUCGCUAUUAUGAUGGACUAUGUGCCUGGCAAGCCACUCGACGAAGCUUGGGAUACUUUAGAUUCCGAUCAGAAGCUCGCUAUUGCCGACCAACUCCAUCCAUAUAGGGGUCUAAAAAGCAGUCUAAAAAACAGUCUAAAAAGCGGUCUAAAAAACGGUCUAAAAAACGGUCUGUCCAAUAAUGUUAAAACAUUUGCUAUGUCACUGUACUAA